AUGAAAAUGGCGACUCAAACCCUGUCCAUUGACUGCCAAGUCCACUCCUAUUUGCGAAAUACUCCUGAGAGACCUUGGCGAGGUCACCUUGAGGGACCCGACGAGGUCACCGGCGACGAUAUGGUGGCUGCCAUGGACGCCGUGGGAGUAGACGGGGCUAUCCUGAUCUCACCGUUCUCGCUGUACGGCUACGACGCCAGUUACGCCCUCGAGGUCUACUCGCAGCAUCCUGACAAGUUCGGGGUGGUCAGACCCUUUGACCCGGAAUCCGCGACCAUCGAGGACGAUGUGGCGGAGUGGACCAGCACCACUGGUGUGGUCGGCGUGCGUGUGAUGUUGGGAGCGAUCGAGGCGGAGCCGGACCAUCCUGGGCUGAACCGCAUUUUUGCAGCCUGCGCCAAGGCCGGGGUACCGGCGAACGUAAUGGCUGCAGGCAAGCUGCCGCUCAUGAAGGGGCUGGCAAGCCGCAACCCCGACACACAGUUCAUCGUCGACCACGUCGGACUGGCGCAGCCGUUUGUUCCGCCUGCACCGCCGGAGCCUUUCGCCGAUCUGCCAAACGUCAUCGGGUUGGCAGAGCUGGACAACGUCGUGAUCAAGAUCUCGGGAGCCUGCACGCUUUCGCACGAGCCCUUCCCAUACCCGGAUAUCUGGGAGCCCUUGGGACGAAUAUUCGACGCUUAUGGGCUCGAGCGCUGCAUGUGGGGGACCGACUGGACGCGGGCGGUCAGGUUGCUGACCUUCGAGCAGGGCGUGGAGGCAUUCCGGGUAACGGACAAGUUAUCUGAUUCAGACCGGGCCGUUCUGAUGGGUGGAACUCUGUCACGGAUCUACAAGUGGUCGCCGGGGGCGUAG
Molecule: messenger RNA, 855 nt
Organism: Geodia barretti
Lineage: Eukaryota; Metazoa; Porifera; Demospongiae; Tetractinellida; Geodiidae
Source: the annotation of a GenBank genome assembly